Stegodyphus dumicola is the source of this 9819-nucleotide messenger RNA. Its product is annotated as dnaJ homolog subfamily B member 1-like. Gene Ontology annotation, cellular component: endoplasmic reticulum membrane. Lineage: Eukaryota; Metazoa; Arthropoda; Arachnida; Araneae; Eresidae. Gene Ontology annotation, biological process: cellular response to misfolded protein. Gene Ontology annotation, molecular function: Hsp70 protein binding. The record is from RefSeq and is a predicted model, not a curated record.
AAGAAAUAUAAUAUAUGUUUGUAUAUUAUAUUUUCGAAUAAUAUUGCAGGGCAUCGUCUAUGUCGAGCAGAAAACAUCAUCGGUGUUCUUGAGUAGGAAUGAUUAAUGGCUUAUUUUAAUAUUUCUUAGUAAAUUUUUCCUUGUCCCCUAUAGUUUUCUUCAAAUACGUAUCGUAAUCGUUACUGGGAUUAAAUCAGAAGGAAAAGAUGUGAGGUAAUAUUGAUUGAAAGAGUAGUGCAUUUUAAAUUAUUUUAAGAAAUUCUGUAUUCAUAUCAUGCCUGCUCGAAGUGAUAUCCCCAGAACUCCUCCACUUCGGAAACGUAGGUCAGAGACUAAUGUGGAGGAAUCUAGCAAAACUUGCAAUGGUACGGCUGCAGAAGAAACUAUCAAGUAUACAGAAGAGCAACUUCUAGCAGUUGAGCAAAUACGCAAGUGUAAAGAUUAUUAUGAAAUAUUAGGAGUUACAAAAGAUGCCAAUGAAUCUGAUCUUCGUAGACAGUAUAAAAAAUUAGCACUUCAAUUUCAUCCUGACAAAAACAAAGCACCUGGAGCAGUUGAAGCUUUUAAGGCAAUUGGAAAUGCAUUUGCUGUAUUAAGUGAUCCUGUAAAAAGGAAACGAUAUGAUAUGUAUGGCUUGGAAGCAAUGCAAACAACAGAAAAUCCUCAACGCGAAGGAUAUUUUGCUUAUGCACAUGCUUUUGAAGGUGAUAUUACUCCUGAGGAGCUUUACAACAUGUUCUUUCAUGGUAAUAGCAACAUGUUCUUUCAGGGACAAACAUUUGUUAGAAGGGAUGGACGGUGGCAACGAUAUCAAACUCGACCGCCAUAUGAGCAGGAUGGCCGCAGCACUUUGAUGCAGAUUUUGCCUCUUGUUUUUAUCAUAUUAGUAUCAGUAUUGAGUUCUUUCUUUGUUUCUGACCCUCCAUACAGUCUGCAGCGAACUACGAAGUAUUUGUAUGAACAAAAAACAAGCAAUUUAGAUGUUCCGUAUUAUGUUCGAGAAAACUUUCUUGAAGACUACAAAGGUCGAAUCCCUCACAUAGAAAGGCAAGUUGAAGAAGAGUAUAUAGUAACAAUCCGGACUUCAUGCUUUAGGGAAAGAAAUUAUAAAGAAAACAUGAUAUGGAGAGCUAAACACUUCAAAGACAUUUCUUUAGAAAUCAAAGCUCGGGAGUUAAGAACACCUUCAUGUGAUAUUUUAAAUGAUUUGUACAAAAGUUUAAAAUAGUAGUUUUAUUAGUAGUUUUUAAAAUUAUUUUCUUCCUACGUGAUCCCAUACUGUGAGAUUUUUACCAAAGUCUCAAAGAAAAUGUUAUAUUUUUAAUAUGCAAACUGUAUUCAGAAUACAUCUAAAAUAAAUGUAAUUAAAAUAAAAGUAUUCUAGUGCCCAGUGGAAUGUUUCAAAAACUAAAUUUAUCCCAUUUUAUUUGAAGUUUAAGGAAAAAGGAAAGCCAUAUUCUUUUUCUUCAUAUUAUGGCAGUAAGUUAAUAUUAUAUUUGACAGUCGUUCUGGCAUAUAUUUCAAGAGUAUAAUAUCUUAAUGUUUUGCACUUUAUUUUAUAUUUUCUUUUAAAUAACUGAAAUAUAUGGAAAUAUGUUUGCUAUAAUCAAUCUGGCUUUUGUACCAAGAAAAAAUAUACUUCCAGCAUAUAUACUUUUUUAUUAGAAAAUAUACCAUUGUUUCGAAAUUAUCAUUUGAAUCUCAGUUUUUGCUUUGAUUUGAAAGCAGUCUACUGUGACUUAUCUUGUAAAUAUAUAUGUUUAUAUAUGCUGUUCUUUAAAGAAUGAAACUGAUUUCUUAGAUAAGAAUUUUUUUUACAAUGAUCUUUUCCAAAAUAACUGGUACUAACUACAGUGCAUUUCGGUAAAAGUUUCUUGAAAGUUGAUUCUUAAGCGUAAGAAUCAAGAAAAGUGUCUUUCUCCUAGCUUAUUAUAAUAAACAUCACUUAAGUUCAAAUCUAGGAUAUAUAGUGGACGGGAAGCACAUUCAAUACUAUUUUUGUUCAUUUAUUGCAUUGUAAUAUUUGCCGCAAGAUGGCGAGUUGCAAGCAACCUGUUAUUGAUAAUCCAUGUUCCUAAAAAUGAAAGGCAAUCAUCAUAACUUUUACAUCUGAUCUUGAUGACUUUUGCUUUCCAGAAAAACAUAUGCAUUCUUUUGCAAUUUUACUGUUACUCACUCUCAAGCACAACACUGAAGGCAAAACUCAAGUGCAAGUAGAAUUAUAUAACUACAUAUUGCUUCAUAAAAGUAGCAUCCAUUUUGUCUGAAGGCAUAAUGAGAAACGAAUUUACUUUCAUCGUUGUCAUUCACAUGGGAAUUGCAAUAUCAUGUAACUAUCUAUAACAAAAGUAAUGAAAUAAACCUAGGGCUGUUCAAAAAUAUAAUUUAGCUUUUGUAGCUGCAAGGUAGGUAGCCCUAUAUACAUUUAUAUAUAUAGAGAGAGAGAGACAGAAAUGAAAAUGUGUUUUGACUGUCUGCAAAGAAAACAAUUUCAUUUGUUAUUGAACAGCUCUUGUAUGAAUCAAUUUUUUAACUUAUCACAUAAACGUACAACUAUGUGAGUUUUGUUAUUUGGCUUGUAAUGUUCUAAUUUACUUAGAGUGAGACACAAAACCAAAGAAGGUUAGCCUUUGUGUCGUGAGAGAAAUUUGAAACUUAUAAAACUUUUGUUGUUCUUGGAUGAACUAAGAUAUAUAUACUUUAAUUUAAUGAUUGUUGUAAAGUGAUUUAUAUUUAUUUUUGUGUAUUUUGAUUAAUUAGAAAAAAACUUGAUUUUGAUUUUUAAAAGAGCAUUCCCGUAGUGCAAGGAUGGUAGAUCUAAAUACUAGGUGAAGUUAAUUUUGUUAAUAUAAUGCUGUUUAACUUUAGAUUAUGUAAAAACAUAUAUUAAAAAUUUCAUUAUUAUCUUAUUAAAGUAUUAAUAAUUGAAAUAAAAAAAAAUAAAAUGAACAUGGAAAAAAGUCAUUGCUAAGAUGCAAGACUAUGUUCUGUUUGAUUUUAGUUUUGCUUUUAAAACAAAUGUAUUUAUAUGACUUGAACCAGUAUUAUUGUCCAUUAACUUCAAAAAGAACUCAUUGAUUAUUAUGAAUUUCAAAUAAAUUAGUUUAUAUGAAAAUGCUGCUAAGUUUUGGGACUGUAUUAUCUGCUAGUUGGUGUUUCGUCUUCUUUUUAUUGGAUUUCUUCUACAUAUAACUUUUAGGAAUUCAUCUUACUCUUCAUCACAUCAUCAUUGCAUUCCUUGAUCAUCUGUAAAUUAGACUGAAUUUCCACUAGUUAAUUAGUAACAGUGUGAGUUACAGCAGUUGCCUUGCUUAGUUGCAUUCUUAACCAUAAACUCAUUAAAUGAACUGGUGCUUUAAAAAUUAAUUUCUGAUUCGGUGUUAAUUUUUAAGUUCUUGGACUGUUAUUUUUAGGAAUUGUCUUAGCAGAUGGGUAAACUAAGCUAAAGAAUAACAGUAUAAUAUUCCUUUGAAUUACAUAACUAAUUCAUUCCACAAAUUCAUAUGUAACUUGAAUUUUAUUUGAAUUUGCAAAUUGCUUAAGUGUAACUUCACAAGAAACUGCAGUAUGUAUUAUAUAUAUUUAUAUUAUAUACACAGUAUUAAAAGAUGCAUCUGGAAAGUUUGGUGAAUGAUCUAAAAAAAUAAAGGAAACAAGAGUUACAAACAAAAAUACCUUUACAGCCUUCAGAGUAAUCACUAUUAGCUACAACACACGUCUGACAUCAGUUGUAAACCUGUGGGGAACUGCCAGCAAAUGUUUCUUGUGGAGUUAUUUAAUGCACGGGGGUCAUGGAUUUUGGAUAUCUGCAAUGUCUACAAAGCGUAAGCCUUUCAGGGCUAAUUUAAAGCAGGAAAACAAGCUUAAAAAAAAAAAAAAAAAAAAAAAAAAAAAAAAAAAAGUCUGCUGUCACCAAAUCUGGAGAAUAAGAAGUUUAUUGAAGAGAAGUCACCUUGCAUUGAGUGAGAAAGUUGAACACGUGGAUCGUAGUGUGGGGACAGAUGUUGCUGUAGAGGAAAUUUCCCUGUCCACUCCAGUAUAGUUCUGGCCAUAACCCAUCGGAUGCAUUGCAGCAGUUGUUUCAAAAUUUCCUUGUAAACUUCCGCAUCGGCUGUUUGACCUUCGGGUAGAAAUUCAUGAUGGAUCAAGACCUUGCUAUCGAAAGGCAAGCAACGUUGUCUUUAUCUUGGAUUUUGUCAGCCAACAUUCUUGGGAGGCAGGGAACAUGAUGAUCACCAUGCCACUGACUGUUGCUUGGUCUCCUGAUCUUACUCGUAGCACUAGGUCUCAUCUCCUCUAAUGAUGGUUUAAAAAAUCUUUGGAUUACAAUCAAACAUUUCAAGGAAAUCUCCAGAUGUUUCCAUCUGCAUUUGCUUCAGCUCGCAAUGUGUGUGAUACAAACCGAGCACAAAUCAUUCGCUGUUUUAAAUGGUCAUGAAUGAUAGUGCUUAUACUGCCGUAGCUUAUCUUCAACACUUUUGCUAUCAUUCUCAAAGACAGCCUCCAAUCAUCCACGAGCAUCCAUUGUGCUUGUUCAAUGUUAUCUUGGAUUGUGCUUGUUGAUGAUUGACCCGAAUGCUGUUCAUCUUCGACACCUUCCUUUCCAUAUCUAAAGCAUUUAAAAACCACUGAAACAUACUCUUACUCACUGCUUCAACACUUACUACCCUACACUUGCACUAGCAUUCCAUGAGUCUUCGUCAUCGUUUCCUUUAAUUUGAAGCAAAACAUCAUGUGAACGCAUUACACCAUUUUGCAAUGACACAAAUUCUCACACUGACUCCAUUAGCAUGGUCACAGCUUGCACCACUGCUUAACUUCAGUGAUUUGCGUGAUAAGGGGUGCUUGUUAACAUGUCUGUCAAUGCAUAUGUAUAUCAUUCUAACCAACACAGUUUUUAACAUAAGGAACCAUUCACCUAACUUUUCAGACGCAUCUUGUGUCUUAUAAAUGGAACAUCAUACAGUACUAUUUACUUGAAUUUAUAAGACAUAAAAGUAUAACAAAUAUCCAAAAGAAUACAAAAACAAGCUGAAAUAACACUUUUCAACUAAAAGAAGUCAUGGGAAAGCUGAUUUGGUUUUGCAGUAGGAGAAUUGGCAAUGAAGUUGGAUCGUUAUAAAGAAAAACACUGUUUUCUGCAACUUCUGUCUUUCUUGAUGUUGGAGUCUGAGAUCAGUCAGAAUUGUUUAAGUUGUCAUCUUGACAUUGUUGGCAGCAGAAUCUAAAGUAGAUUGUUGGUCUGGAGCAGAUUGUUAUCACAAAAAUUUUUAACUGUAGGUGGCCUUAUAGUUAGCCACAUCAAUAAUAUUAUAUUUAUUACCUUCACAAACUGCUUGUUGUUCGAAUGUAAAUUUUCUUAUGUAAAUCUUUGUGUAAAGACCUAGCAUUCUCAUGAAUAAUCAGAAAAUGCAAUGUUAUCCACUUCUGUGGCAGGCCUUCAAUCCAAUGAGACAGCAAAUUUUCUGUUUCAGAAAUUGGUCACAGAUUUUUCUUGGUAAUGAUUGCUUCAUAAUAAUUGUGUCCUUCAAGUUUGGUGCAUCUUUCAUGCUUUCAAUAGAGCAAGCAUUAUCCUCCGCUAUUGUAUUCAGUCUUGAAAAAGGCUGAUUUAUGUUCUGAGCUGUUAUAAUUUUCCUAUUUCGUAUAAAUAUGAGUAAUUUUCAUGCUUUCUAAAAUAAUUGCAGUUUUUUAGAUUUAUUACCAGUGCAUUAAUUAUAUGUCUUAAAUCAAUUUGAAAGGUAAAUAAAUAGCAAACACUAACAGUGGUAAACAAGUAACUAAAGUAACUGCACAAAUAUUGUUUGAAUGCAAGAAGUGCUUUUUGGGGGAAAGGAGGAAUUGUUUAUGGAGUCCAUAUUUUUUACUGUUAGGUUUCAUUGUGAAUGUUAUGGCUUUUAUGAUCAUGCAUAACUGCAGAUUUAUGUAAGUUGAGGGGUGGUUCUGCAUUAAAAAUGUGGCACAAAAAUUAGAAAAGUAUGUGGCUUGUUAAAAUGUCUGAUGUUCAUUGCAUAGCUGUCAAGUCCAAUGUUUGAAUGUAAGAAGUGUAAAAUGAUUUCAAAAUUUUUAAAGCUGAACUGAAGGAAAUUUAAAACGUUUCAUAAAUACAUAAACUAUCAAACAUAAGAAGCAUAAGUAUUAUAAAAUAAAACAAAACUUAAUGAAGCCGCAUUGAAUCAAGUUUAAAAAAUAUAAGAUAACAGGAAAUAUCACGUAGAACUUUUAAUACUCAACACAGAUUAAAUCAAACUGUUCGAAUAUUUUAUGAAUACUGUUAAGAGUUUAUUUAUGCAGUUUUAAACAAAUAGUACAUGUGCUUUAUGUAGCCAGAUUUAAUAAGCUUUUACUUGCUAUAAUUUAUAUGUGAAUGAUUGCAUUUUAUCUUUGGGCACUGUGUAGUAUCAAGCUAAAUGAUGAAUGUAAAUAUUCAUGUAGAUAAAUGGUACAUAAAGGUAGAUUUUGCUGUGAGAGAUAAGUUUGUAAAAGGCUUACCAUCCUUGCUAUGAAGUGACUUAAGGUAAAUUUUAAACUCAGCUGGCAUGUAGUGUGUCGUGACAAACUAUUUAUUGUAUUUUCUCUCAUUUGAAAAUAUAUAUAGUGUAUUUAGUUUUCAAUUUUCCUCUAAUGGUGCUUAUUGUAGAAUUGAUUUCGAUCACAUUGACAUUGUGUUAGAUUUUUUUAAAUUUAAGAUGAAGAGACCUUUAAAAUUUGAGUUAUUUAUUAUUAGUUCAAACAUUCAUGAUUUAUAUGUGAGGAAUAUAUAAGAUAUUUGAAAUGAUGUGUUUGAAUUUUAAAAAUACAAAUUUAAAUUUUAGUAGCUUUCUUGUAGCAUGAAAUUUUUAUUCUUCAUUAUAUCAUUCUUCAUUUUUGACACUUUUCAUAUUAUUAAUCUAAUAUUUUUGUACUAACCAAUGUGAAAUUUUAUGAUUUUGAUCAUUAGAUUUGAUUAUGAAUUUGAAUUUAUAUUCUUUGGUUGUGAUUUAAUAUAUCUAGUACUGUCAAACCCAUUUAUACUGAAUUUAUUAAUAUCAAAUUGUUACAUAUUUCAAACUUAAAAUAUUAACUCUAAAACUAGUAAAUGAAGAAUGUGAAUGUAAAAGCUGUAUUGAGAAGCUGUGUUUGUUAUAUUGAAUAUGUAUAUUACAAAUAUUCCCCAAAACCUAAGAAGCUAAUAAUUGUAGUACUUUUUGAAUUUUAAUUAUUCAUUUUAUUUUUUGUAUGUAGGCUGUACAUAUACUGCUUCAUUGAAUAGAUGUCUUGAAGCAUUCAGAAAUAUAAAUUCAAAACUUUAAGCAAAUACUUUUAGCUUUACCAUUAAAGAACAGUAUAAGAAAAAAAAAAAAAACAGUGCAAUUGAUUGAUGACUGCAAUUAUAUGAGUUUUGGGAAUACUAUUAAUUAUUAAAAAUAUUGCUGAAAGACAAAAUUUCCUUUUCUGCAAAAUUAGAAAUAUAUAAAGUGCAUAAUAUGAAAAAUGGAAGUCAAAAUGUUCCUUAGCAAACAAAUAUAAAUGCAGCAGUUAAAAAAAAAUUGUGUGUUUCUCAAGUGUCCCAGUUUAAAUCCAGUUUCCAAGCAUAUUUGCACGUAUGCACUGAUAAUACUAAAAAUGCUUUACUGGCCAGAACUUGCAUGAAAUGCUCUUUAAUAAUUUUUGUGUAUAUUUGGCUUCAUAAUGUUCCUAUUAUUUUUGCUCUUAUAUUAUAUCUAAAGGUAAAGGGAUUUACGUUAUUCUGGUUUAAAACUGUAUUGAGAAAAAAUAGAAUUGAAUUAUGAGACAUUUUUAUAAGAGAAAAUGGAAGAUUUGUAGAUGCAAAUUAGUCAAAUAUAAUCUGUACAUCAUUCACAUAAUUUUUUUAUUAUAUAUUUUAUAUGCUUGUAUAUAUGUAAUAUUAAUAUUCAGAAUUUUAAAUCAUAUUUAUAAAAGAUAAAUAUAUAAUUAUUUUUAGUGAAAUUAUUCACAUGUCAAACAUUUAUGAUAGAAUAUUGAAAUUCAGUAUAAAUGGGUUUCACUGUAUGUACAGAAAACUUUUGUAUAUAUUUUAAGCAUAUUACAAUAAAAUAUUUCUUUUUUGGGAAGAACACAUAUAUGUGAGUUUUCCUACAGGUUCCUACAGUAUUUUUUAAAAGCAAUCAAAACAUUUUGAUGCAUAUAUUACAAUUAUUUAGUACUUUGGAAACUUGUUUACAGAAACAUUUUCAUUGAAGUUGAAGCCAUAGGUUAUUGUAUUUAUUAAGAUUUUUCAUUAAUUAGUUGCAGAUUAUUUGUCACAAAGUUUAUUAAUAAUGAUAUAUUAAGGGAAAUUAUUUGUGCAUAUCCGUAAUAAUAUAGGCUUUGUGCAUUUUAAUGUUUGGGAUUAAAAAAUUUAAACUUGCUUCAAAAAUAAAUGUUCAGUUCUCUUGCAAUUUUUUUGUAUAGUUAUUAUUUUGUAUACACAAGGUAUCCAAGGGAGUUUGCUUUUUCUUCCAUGCUUGUAAUAUAAAGGCAGUAUUGUAGGAAUUAUUUUUAUUCUAUUAGUGUCAUAAGUAGAAAACUGUUUAUAGUUAAACUUUUAUAUUUAUUUUAGGAAAAAACAGAUAUUUUAUGCUCACCCCCCCAAUGUUAUUUAGUGUUUUAUAUUUUUUAUUCUAUUUAAACUGCAUUUACUUUUCCAUGUUUGUUGCAGAUGAAAUGUUUGAUAUUUCUUUUAUAUAGCAAAAAUAUUCUACUUUAUAAAUGUAGUUAUAAAUAAAAACCGCAAAUAUUUUGUGUUUUUUAUUAUAGUAGAAUUUUUUUUUUCUCUCUGGAGAAUAUAUUAAGAAAGUGAUAUUAAUGUGAUAUUUAUUUUAUAUAAAUUAAAAAUUUCUUGAGAUAGGGAACACUUCAAUGCUAAUCAUAUAUUAAUGAGGAACUUUCAGAUACUUUUAACAAAUUUUGUUCUAGAAAUUGUUUCUUUCAAAUCUAGAAAUUGUUCAAUUUAUGACAGUAUUUUCUCUAUUAGAUUUUGCAUAUAAUUCCACAAGGAAAGGUGUCUGUUUUAAAAUGCAUUUCUUUCUUCAUGGUAUUUUACACGGCUUUUGAUUUCAUUGCAUUCUGAAAUUUUCAGUAUCUCUAUACAGAUACUGUAUUGCAGCAAGUUAUGGGAAUGCAUUAUUCUUAAGUUUUUUCUCAAAUGACCCCAUUAUCUUCUGUAUGUGCAACAUACAGUUUUUAUCAUUCUUUGGUAACUUUUCCAACAUGUAUUAAACAGAAAAGAAUGUUGCAUUUGAAUGAAUUAUACAGGCAUGCAUAUAUUUUCUCAAGUACUGUAUGAAUGUAUUUGCUCAGAGUUGCUGGAAAGGUAUGUCAUCUGCCAAAAAAGGCAAUGUAGAGACAUCUAUAUAUGUGUAACAUUCUAUCCAACUGAUUGCAACUGUAUUUUUUCUUCAAAUCUGAUUAAUAUAAAAAAUCAAAAUGUCUUCUAUAUGGGAAAUAUUACUGAUAAAAUUCCUUUUAGAGAAAAACUUGAGUGACUGAAAAGUUGUUAAAUAGUAAAAAAAAAAAAAAAUUAACUCUCAAAUGGGGUUCUUUGCAACAGUGUUAUUCAACUGUAUAUUUCAACUUCAAUGGAAAUGCUUCAUUGAAAAAAUAAUGAAACUGAAGAAGAUCUGGAAAUGUUUUUAAGUAUGAUUUUUUUUUUAGCCUCCUGUGUGCCAAUGAGCAAGUGCAAUUCUUAAUAAGUCCUGUUGUACAGAGAAGUUACUAUAUGUACAGCAUAUUGUAAUUUAUACUGGAUUGUACAAAGCCUAUUUUCAUGUUAUGUUUUGUCAACUUGACAAGAAACCAUAAAAAUUUUUACACAAAAAA